Saccostrea echinata is the source of this 450-nucleotide messenger RNA. RefSeq lists its product as uncharacterized. The transcript is spliced from 3 exons. The record is from RefSeq and is a predicted model, not a curated record. Bases 1 to 450 code for a protein of 149 amino acids. Lineage: Eukaryota; Metazoa; Mollusca; Bivalvia; Ostreida; Ostreidae.
AUGUCUUAUGGAUGUUGUGACAAUGUAAACACUGUUCCUGCACAGCCAAUGCAGAGAAGAAAAUGUAGGUCUGGUUAUUUUGGAAUAAACUGUUCAUGGCCAUGCAGAUACCCAAACUAUGGAGAAGAUUGUCAAAGCAAAUGUAAUUGUGAAGAACAUAUGUGCAACAUUUCCUACGAAUGUAGAUAUAAUAAUGUCAACACUGUUACUGCCCAGACAAGACAAAAAAGUACAUAUUCAACAAAAUAUAGACCCCAAAAAAUGGAUUCGUCGGUGAAUUUUAUAAUGAUAGGAAUAUUAACAUCAGUUGGUUUUUUCCUCGUAAUAAUCUCAAUAAUAGUAAUAGCUAAUUUAAACAGAAAACAUUUCUCCCAAAGAAUACGGCAAACGGAGCAAUUCAUCGAUUCUGUGAUGGUGGAUAAUGCAAUAAAUAGAGGUAGAGACACGUGA